AUGACGAUCAUCUCGUCAUUUGUUGAUCUUCCCGCACUCCUCACCAUCCUCAUAUACCUCCUCCACCGUUGUGACGCCAACUAUGAAGUCGAGUCGGUCUCCGGGUCAGGGAAUUUGCUAUCGACAAAGCUGAAACUUGUAGGCGGGACGGCGGAGUUCGGUCCAGAUGUCAAGCGGCUCAAUUUGACUGCAAGCCUAGAGACGGACAACUGGCUCCACGUGCGCAUCACUGAUGCUAACCAUUCGCGAUGGGAGGUACCCCAGGACGUUAUCCCGCGUCCAAUGCCGGCGCUGGAGGACGUCUUGCUACAUUCCUCGGGCAUGAGCAAUGCUUCCUUGCCCGGCAGCCGCACCAUGUCCAGCGAGUCUUUAGACCUGACCUUCACCAUCCACACCGCCCCGUUCCGCUUCACCGUCUCCCGCCGCUCCACCGGAGACGUCCUCUUCGACACCUCCGCCACACUUGUCUUCAAGAACCGGGAUGCAGUGCCCUCGCAUUGA
This is a messenger RNA of Triticum dicoccoides, 501 nucleotides long. RefSeq names its product probable alpha-glucosidase Os06g0675700. Gene Ontology annotation, biological process: carbohydrate metabolic process. The record is from RefSeq and is a predicted model, not a curated record. The transcript has 3 exons. NCBI's taxonomy places the organism in Eukaryota, Viridiplantae, Streptophyta, Magnoliopsida, Poales, Poaceae. The coding region runs from base 1 to 501 and encodes 166 amino acids. Gene Ontology annotation, molecular function: carbohydrate binding; hydrolase activity, hydrolyzing O-glycosyl compounds.